Molecule: messenger RNA, 330 nt
Organism: Nicotiana tabacum (common tobacco)
Lineage: Eukaryota; Viridiplantae; Streptophyta; Magnoliopsida; Solanales; Solanaceae
Source: the annotation of a RefSeq genome assembly
AUGCGAAAGCAGGCCAAGCUCCGUAAAAGCCCAACGGGGCUCCUAUUACAAAACGAACUCUACCUCGAGGAAGCCGACGACGAGAAUUUCGAAUCGUCAGAAAAGAGUAGUAGGCAUACUUUCACAAUAGUCUUGUCCACAAGCAAAUCAAUGUUCGGCAGCGGAAAAUCAUCUUUGGGAACAUGCCUUAUUGAGAUUUCAAAAAUAGAUGCAUACGCGAACACGUCCAUCCCUCUUGGGCAUGGGGACGAUGUUCGAAAUCCAAUCAGAAUAAUCUACUGCCUUAAUGAAAUCAGUAUAAUAGUAACAAGACAGCUGAAGAGAGGAUGA